AUGCGUCCGUAUUCGCGUUUUAACAGUGGCUACCACUACAUACUUACGGUUAUCGAUGUGCUGAGCAAGUAUGCGUGGGCUAUACCGCUUAAGAAACAAUUCAACCGUACGUUGAAGAAAGACAUGUGGAAACAAUUUACACUUAACGGAACAUACAAAUGGAUCGCCUUAUUACCGCGUCUUCUUAUGGAGUACAACGCGAGAAAACAUCGAACUAUCGGUAUGCGACCUAUCGAUGUUACCCCAGCAAUCACCGAGAAGCUCUUAACCACGGUGUACAGCAAUGUCAAGAUCGCAGGGCCAGCACAAUUUAAAGUAGGUGAUCCG
Molecule: messenger RNA, 327 nt
Organism: Pseudomyrmex gracilis
Lineage: Eukaryota; Metazoa; Arthropoda; Insecta; Hymenoptera; Formicidae
Exons: 2
Molecular function (GO): nucleic acid binding
Source: RefSeq, a predicted model, not a curated record